Messenger RNA from Phyllostomus discolor (pale spear-nosed bat), 1243 nucleotides. Its product is annotated as carbonyl reductase [NADPH] 2-like. The transcript has 8 exons. The record is from RefSeq and is a predicted model, not a curated record. Lineage: Eukaryota; Metazoa; Chordata; Mammalia; Chiroptera; Phyllostomidae. Bases 112 to 846 code for a protein of 244 amino acids. Gene Ontology annotation, biological process: glucose metabolic process; xylulose metabolic process. Gene Ontology annotation, molecular function: L-xylulose reductase (NADPH) activity; carbonyl reductase (NADPH) activity.
GCUGCCCCCAUGCCCAGCCACGCCCAAGGCCCAGCCUCCCCAGCUGGAACCAGGUCUCCCUCCCGGGUAUAAAACCUGCGCUCCUGCUGGACAGGGGCUGGGGUCAGCACCAUGCAGCUCAAUUUCAGCAGCCUCAGGGCCCUGGUGACGGGGGCAGGGCAAGGGAUCGGACGCCACACGGCCAAGGCCCUGCAUGCCUCGGGGGCCAGGGUGGUGGCCCUGAGCCGCACCAGAGCCAACCUGGUCAGCCUCUUGGAGGAGUGUCCCGGGAUAGAGACCGUGUGUGUGGACCUGGGCGACUGGGAGGCCACAGAGCAGGCGCUGGGCGGCGUGGGCCCUGUGGACCUGCUGGUGAACAAUGCCGCCGUGGCAAUGCUGCAGCCCUUCCUGGAGGUCACCAAGGAGGCCUUUGACAGGUCCUUCGGUGUGAACCUGCGGUCCGUGUUCCAGGUGUCCCAGGUGGUGGCCCGAGGCAUGAUCGAGCGCGGGGUGCCCGGCUCCAUCGUCAACAUCUCCAGCAUAACCGCCUACGUCACCUUCCCCAACUGCGCUGUCUACAGUUCCACCAAGGGUGCGAUGACCAUGCUGACCAAAACCAUGGCCUUGGAGCUGGGGCCGCACAAGAUCCGGGUGAACUCCGUGAACCCCACGGUUGUGCUGACGGCCAUGAGCCAACAAAGCUUGAGCGACCCCGAAUUCGCCCGGAAGUUGAAGGAGCAGCACCCGCUGAAGAAGUUUGCAGACAUGGAGGACGUGGUCAACAGCAUCCUGUUCCUGCUCAGCGACCGCAGCGCCUCCACGAGCGGCUCCAGCCUCCUAGUGGACGCCGGGUACCUGGCCUCCUAGAGCAGCGUGGAGGUGCGGACUGCCGGGCGGUCCUCGGCUUCUCCCAGCCCAGUCUCCGGGCUGGCACCCCGCCCACCUCCCAGCCCAGCCUUACCCCGCCUCCACGCCGCGAUCCCUAAGGCCGCCUGGCCCCACCCUCGACCCACCUCCACCCCGGCCACGCCCCCACCAGACCACGCCCUCCGACUGCAUUUAAUAUCAAUAGCCCCGCCCCGCGGUUCCCUUGGCCCCGCCUCUCCACCUCUGCUCCACCGCCCGGCGUCUGGCCCCGCCCCUCCGCCUGCCCUACCUCGCUGCCAGGAGACCCCUCCCGUGUCGCCCUCCACCACUGACUGUGACCUCCGCUGUACUGGGGUCGAUUCGCCUAAAUAAAUAAACGGAGGCCAUGCUCCCGGAA